CCCGGGGAGCCCCUAAUGCCUUUUCACCUUAAUCGCAUUGUUAUUGUAAAUAUCUGCACCGCGGGAACACUGGAGGCCGCCGGGCCGGCUUCCCCGCCGGCGCCUCCCCUACUCCCACUCCGGGGCUGGGCCGACCGGGUAUUCCCGGAACCAGCUGGACCUGGCCGGUCACGCCAUCCCGCUCCCCAGGGCUCCAGGGCCCUUGGUCCCUUUGCAGAGGGAGCCAGCCUGGGGCGGUCAUUGAGACCCUCUUCGGACUGUGUAGCUGCGUCCUCCGAGCCACCUGGGUCCCAGCACACCUGUUUCCUCUCACACCUGGGCGCCCCUCCGCGGGUCCCCAGCUCCAGGCCUGAGUCUUGUGCGCCGGCAAGGCCCUGGGGCCAGAAGGGAGAUCGCGGCGCGCGCAGGAGCAGAAUUGCCUUCCUGAUUCCAGAGCCUGCCCGGAUGGGGCCCCCAAGGCCCAGCCCAGGCCGUGGGGGGCAAGGAUUGUCGAUGCCCCCCUUGCUGCUGGCACUGCUGCUACUCCUGCUGGCUCCAUCCCCAGGCCACACCACGCAGGUGGUGUACAAGGUGCUGGAAGAACAGCCACCCAACACCCUCAUUGGGAGCCUCGCAGCUGACUACGGUUUACCAGACGUGGGCCACCUGUACAAACUAGAGGUAGGCGCCCCGUACCUGCGGGUGGAUGGCAAGACAGGUGACAUCUUCACCACCGAGACCUCUAUCGACCGUGAGGGGCUCCGCGAAUGCCAAAACCAGUUCCCUGGUGAGCCCUGCAUCCUGGAGUUCGAGGUGUCCAUCACAGACCUCGUGCAGAAUGGCAGUCCCCGGCUGCUUGAGGGCCAGAUAGAGGUACAGGACAUCAAUGACAACACACCCAACUUCGCCUCACCAGUCAUCACGCUGACCAUCCCUGAGAACACCAACAUCGGCUCACUCUUCUCCAUCCCAGUGGCUUCAGACCGUGAUGCUGGCCCCAACGGUGUGGCAUCCUAUGAGCUGCAGGCCGGGCCCGAGGCCCACGAUCUAUUUGGGCUGCAGGUGGCAGAGGACCAGGAUGGGAAACAGCCACAGCUCAUCGUGAUGGGCAACCUGGACCGGGAGCGCCAGGACUCCUAUGACCUCACCAUCAAGGUGCAGGAUGGUGGCAACCCCCCGCGUGCCAGCAGUGCCCUGCUGCGCGUCACUGUGACGGACACCAAUGACAACGCCCCCAAAUUCGAGCGGCCCUCCUACGAGGCCGAGCUAUCUGAGAACAGCCCGAUAGGCCACUCGGUCAUCCAGGUGAAGGCCAAUGACUCAGACCAAGGUGCCAACGCAGAGAUAGACUACAUGUUCCACCAGGCACCUGAAGUCGUGAGGCGUCUUCUGCGACUGGACAGGAACACUGGACUUAUCACUGUGCAGGGCCCCGUGGACCGUGAGGACCUAAGCACCCUGCGUUUCUCCGUGCUUGCCAAGGACCGAGGCACCAACCCCAAGAGUGCCCGUGCCCAGGUGGUGGUGACCGUGAAGGACAUGAACGACAACGCCCCCACCAUUGAGAUCCGGGGCAUAGGCCUGGUGACCCAUCAAGAUGGGAUGGCUAACAUCUCAGAGGACGUGUCAGAGGAGACAGCAGUGGCCCUGGUGCAGGUAUCUGACCGCGAUGAGGGAGAGAAUGCAGCUGUCACCUGUGUGGUAGCAGGGGACGUGCCCUUCCAGCUACGCCAGGCCAGUGAGACGGGAAGUGACAGCAAGAAGAAGUACUUCCUGCAGACCACCAGCCCACUGGACUACGAGAAGGUCAAAGACUACACCAUCGAGAUUGUUGCCGUGGACUCCGGCAACCCCCCACUCUCUAGCACCAACUCUCUCAAGGUGCAAGUGGUGGACAUCAAUGACAAUGCACCUGUCUUCACCCAGAGCGUCACGGAGGUCAGCUUCCUGGAGAACAACAAGCCGGGCGAAGUGGUGGCGGAGGUCACGGCCAGUGAUGCCGACUCGGGCUCUAAUGCUGAGCUGGUUUACUCUCUGGAGCCUGAGCCAGCUGCCAAGGGCCUCUUCACCAUUUCACCCGAGACUGGAGAGAUCCGGGUAAAGACAUCCCUUGAUCGGGAACAGCGGGAAAACUAUGAAUUGAAGGUGGUGGCAGCUGACCGGGGUAGCCCCAGCCUCCAGGGCACAGCCACUGUCCUCAUCAAUGUGCUGGACUACAAUGACAAUGACCCCAAGUUUAUGCUAAGUGGCUACAACUUCUCCGUGAUGGAGAACAUGCCAGCACUGAGUCCAGUGGGCAUGGUGACUGUCAUUGAUGGGGACAAGGGGGAGAAUGCCCGAAUACAGCUCACAGUGGAGCAGGACAAUGGUGACUUUGUCAUCCAGAAUGGCACAGGCACCAUCCUCUCCAGCCUGAGCUUUGAUCGGGAGCAGCAAAGCACCUACACCUUCCAGCUGAAGGCGGUGGACGGCGGCGUCCCACCUCGCUCAGCUUAUGUUGGCGUCACUAUCAAUGUGCUGGAUGAGAAUGACAAUGCACCCUUUAUCACCGCCCCUUCCAACACCUCCCACCGGCUGCUGACCCCCCAGACACGUCUUGGUGAGACGGUCAGCCAGGUGACAGCAGAGGACAUUGACUCUGGUGUCAAUGCUGAGCUGACCUAUAGCAUUGCUGGUGGCAACCCCUACGGACUCUUCCAGAUUGGGUCACAUUCAGGUGCCAUCACCCUGGAGAAGGAGAUUGAGCGGCGCCACCAUGGGCUGCACCGUCUAGUGGUGAAGGUCAGUGACCGUGGCAAGCCCCCACGCUAUGGCACAGCCUUGGUCCACCUUUAUGUCAAUGAGACCCUGACCAACCGCACGCUGCUGGAGAACCUGCUGGGCCACAGCCUGGAUACGCCACUGGACAUCGACAUUGCCGGGGAUCCAGAAUAUGAGCGCUCCAAGCAGCGUGGCAACAUCCUCUUUGGUGUGGUGGCUGGUGUGGUGGCCGUGGCCUUGCUCAUCGCCCUGGCAGUGCUUGUGCGCUACUGCCGGCAGCGGGAGGCCAAGAGUGGCUACCAGGCCGGUAAGAAGGAGACCAAGGACCUGUACGCCCCCAAGCCCAGCAGCAAAGCCUCCAAGGGAAACAAAAGCAAGGGCAAGAAGAGCAAGUCCCCGAAGCCUGUGAAGCCAGUGGAGGAUGAGGACGAGGCUGGGCUGCAGAAGUCCCUCAAGUUCAACCUGAUGAGCGAUGCCCCUGGGGACAGUCCCCGCAUCCACCUGCCCCUCAACUACCCACCAGGCAGCCCUGACUUGGGCCGCCACUACCGCUCUAACUCCCCACUGCCUUCCAUCCAGCUGCAGCCACAGUCACCCUCAGCCUCCAAGAAGCACCAGGUGGUGCAGGACCUGCCGCCUGCAAACACAUUUGUGGGCACUGGGGACACCACGUCCACGGGCUCUGAGCAGUACUCCGACUACAGCUACCGCACCAAUCCCCCCAAAUACCCCAGCAAGCAGUUACCUCACCGCCGCGUCACCUUCUCCGCCACCAGCCAGGCCCAGGAGCUACAGGACCCGUCCCAGCACAGUUACUACGACAGUGGGCUGGAGGAGUCCGAGACGCCAUCCAGCAAGUCAUCCUCAGGGCCCCGACUCGGUCCCCUGGCUCUGCCUGAGGAUCACUAUGAGCGCACCACCCCCGAUGGCAGCAUAGGAGAGAUGGAGCACCCUGAGAACGACCUGCGCCCUUUGCCUGAUGUCGCAAUGACGGGCACAUGUACCCGGGAGUGCAGCGAGUUUGGUCACUCUGACACAUGCUGGAUGCCCGGCCAGUCGUCUCCCAGCCGCCGGACCAAGAGCAGCGCCCUCAAACUCUCCACCUUCGUGCCUUACCAGGACCGAGGAGGGCAGGAGCCUGCGGGCGCCGGCAGCCCCAGCCCCCCGGAAGACCGGAACACCAAAACGGCCCCCGUGCGCCUCCUGCCCUCCUACAGUGCCUUCUCCCACAGUAGCCAUGAUUCCUGCAAGGACUCGGCCACCUUGGAGGAAAUCCCCCUGACCCAGACCUCGGACUUCCAACCGGCAGCCGCACCGGCAUCUGCCCAGACGGCCAAGCGCGAGAUCUACCUGUGAGCCCCCUUCUGGCCUGCGGCCAACCCCUUGUCCAGCCGCCGGCCAGCUCCCGGAUGGGCCCAUUCCAGGGCCCCACUCCUGACCCCUCCAGUGUGGACUUCCUGGCCAGGGCCCCAAGUGGGGGGCGGGGGGCGUGCAGUACUGGCCUCAUGACCAUGCUGCCCUUCCCCUAUGCAGGGUCCAGGUCCUCUUCCCUCACUUCAGCCCCCAGCCCCCAGGGAGCCCCUUCUUCCCCUUCAUGGGGCUUCCCCAGCUGACGCCCAAGAGAGCUCUUCUACAGUGACUAGGCUCCCAUCCCUCGACUUCCAGGGAGCACCCCCUUACUUUGGGUAGAUGGUGGAAUCAAGGGUGGGCAACACACUUUUAAUUCAUUGUUUCCCGCAUGGCCGACCAGGGCGGAGAUAGGAUGCCCCCAUUCCAGCACUGAAGCAGGGCUGAACUGGGGAGCCCUUCUCCCUGGGAACUCCCAGAGGAAUCUCCUGACCACCAGGGGCUCCCUGAAGGGCUUUUGUUACCAAAGGUGGGGUGGGGAUGGGGGUGGGAGUGGGCGGAGGCCUUGUCUUCCCAUACUCCUCCUGGGCUGACCUGCCCACCACAUGCCCAUGCCCGUCCCACCUGGGGCCCCUUCCCUGCUGGCCAUGCAGUGUCUGUAUAUAAGGACCUUGGAAUGAUGUCCCCAUUUCUGCCUGAUUUGCAACUUUUCUCGUUGAUGUUGUGUUGUCUUGGGGGACCCCUCUGGGGGAGCCUGCCCUGUGUCCCCCACCCCAGGCCUCUAUUGUUCCAUGUUGUAAAUACCUGGGGCCGCGGCGGGAUGGGGGUGCAGGCCAGGGAAACAACAGGGGGUGGGGGUGGGGAUGGGGGUUACAUUUGCCUAUCAGCAGAGCUGGGCUUUUAUUUAAUUUUUUUUUAAAAAAAUACAAAUCUCUAUUUUUUUGGAACUGUUGCGCUGUGCCCUGGGGGGAGAUCCCCGCUCAGGCUGGCCCUCCCACAUCCCGAUAAGCAUCGCAGAGGGGCCCUGAGACUGUGGGGGCAGCUAGACAGGGGUGGGAUGACUGUGCCUCUGGCCUGGUUGGGUGAGUUGGGAGCAGGAAGGUUUGCUCAGGGGGUGGCUGAUUGCUGCCCCCAAUAGGGGGGACCUAUACCCUGCUUCCUCCCUGCCCCCCAUCCCCCAGCCCCUGCCAUGACUGACCCGUCAGCCUGUAAAACCACCAUUGCCUUGAUCUCGGGGUGGGAAGGGCUGCCUCAGGGCACCCUGGGCUCCUGGCCCCCUUCUUCCAGUUGGGCUUCCCUUUGCCAGGGUCAGGGGUCCCAUGGGGGAGUGGGUAGGGAGAUUGGGGGGCAGAGAAACCCAGUCAGCCAUGAUGAGGUGGGAUUCCUUUCUUCACCUCAGGGGGCCAGGGUGUGAGGGGCAUCCUGUAGAGCCCCCAUCUCCCACUGUGGCCAUCUCAAAGCCUCAGUCCCUCUUCCUUCCAGAAACCCCCAUUGCCUUGGCCCAUACCUCUCCAGCGCCCCAGGGACCCAGGCUGGGAGUCUGGAGACUCAGGGUAUGGCCCUUGCUAGACUUAGUCUAAGCUCGGGGGGUGGCCCAAGGAUGGGAGAGGUGGGUACAGGCUGCUGGGUUGUCUGGUGCCUUUGGGAGCUGUGUUGCUGGGGUCUUGACUCCUGUAACCCCAGAGACCCCACCUCCACCCCGAAAAAGCCAGGGGGCUGAAGAAUUAUCUUAAACUCUGCUCCUUGCCCCUAACUCGGCUUCGAGUAACAGUGCUGGGAAGGAGAGCAUUGUUAGGCUGGUGGCCCCAGCAUGCACAGCUCUUCUACGGAGGGCAGGGGGUAGAGUGAGCUGGGGUGCAGCAACCAGGUCUAGGGGUUAGCCAAAGGCUCCUUUCCCUGGGGGAGGCCCAGGAAGUGGGCUGGGGCUUGUUAAAGAGACAGCCCCUUCCCCCCUGCACAAACGGGGCAGGUGCAAUAGUGGUGGAGUUGGUUAACAUGAGGUGCCCGGCUGGUGGGGCAGUGGCUUCCUGGGUCUUGGAGGUCAGGAUCCUUGCAA
Molecule: messenger RNA, 6142 nt
Organism: Myotis myotis
Lineage: Eukaryota; Metazoa; Chordata; Mammalia; Chiroptera; Vespertilionidae
Gene: PCDH1
Product: protocadherin 1
Exons: 5
Coding region: 16-4095 (1359 amino acids)
Biological process (GO): homophilic cell-cell adhesion
Cellular component (GO): plasma membrane
Molecular function (GO): calcium ion binding
Source: RefSeq, a predicted model, not a curated record